AUGUUCACUGCCCUUUCCGCCGCGGCUGGCGCCUUCCUGCCAGAGGUGGGCCGCGGGCUGAGCACGGGGCUGGCGGUGUGCGCGGCCAACCAGGGGCAGGCCCAGUGCCGGGCGUGCUCCCGCUCCCCGCAGCUCUUCUGCCUGGAGCUGCGGUGCGAUUGCUCGGGCCUCCAGGGCACGAGCAGCCAGGGGCCGCGCCUCUGGUCGGCGGCGCUGGCCUGCGCCGCCACCGGGCUCGCUGGAGCGGGCGCCGCCGCGGUGGCUUCCUGGCGCCUGGCGGGCUGGCGGAUCGCGGUCGCGCGCGGCGCGGCGUCGCGGCCUGCGGCUGAGCCAGACUUCGAGGGAGAGGCUCGGUGCCACGUCAAGGGGGCGGUGUUGAUCCACGAGAGGCUGGUCGUGAUGGCGCCGCCUGAUCAGCCAGGCGCCGCUAGCAUCGUCAUUCCCGGUCGCGACGCGUACAAGGAGGUGUGCGUGGGUUCGCCCGACGUCGUGAGGUGGGACAUUCUCCCAGGCGGCGCGGCAGGUGGCACCAUGCCGUGGGCGCUGGGAGCGCGGUACUACAGGUUCCGCAACGUGCCGACGGCCGCUGCGGAUGCGGCUGGCCGAUUCGGCCUCCCUGCCCCCGCUGGUCCCAUCGUGCCGAACACGGCUGGCAGGGCGCUGGCGGCUGCACCAGGGGCGGUUCAGGGCGGGUUUGCGCCUCUCGCGGCAGGCCCCCGCACCGCGAUGUGGGUCUGCACCAUCAUCAAGGACAACAGCCUCUCCCCCCUCGGACGCCACAGCAAGUGGGGCGCGGAGGGCCGCCUCACUCAGACCGACGCGGGCGUCGCGGAGCACGAACGCUGCUGCUUCUACCUGGAGCAGAUGGUACAGGAGGAGAGGUGGCGGGAGAGGUUCAUCACGAACGCCGACGAGUCGCUGGACUCCCACCUCUUCUACGGCACCUCGGCCAACCAAGGCGACGUGCACGUGCAUCCCCAGUUCCUGGCCUACAUCAGCGGCGAGCUUGCCAUAGAGUGCGCGGUGGCACAGGAGAGGCGCCUGUCGCGCGAAGAGCGCCAGAACGCCAGGGCCCCUAAGAACGCGGGGCCGCAGUGGGACGCGGGGGCCGCCCGCUGCGGCGAAGCUCGAGCACCGGGCCCUUUUUUCGCGGCGAUCCUGACGCGCUGCUCGGAGCCCGACAUUCACGCCCUCGCGAACCCUUCGUUUACCCUCGGUACGGCCGCGGCCUCGGCCAUGGGGUCGGGCGAUGCGCCGCUGUGCGUGUCGGGCGGGGACCUGGAUAAUGUGUUCUACCGUCGGCCCAUCCCCGCCUUGUCCGCCGUGCUGCGGGGCUGGGCGCUCACGGUCCACGAGGAGUUAGACUCCUCCACCGAUGCCGUUUUGGUGGGGCUCGAGGUCAGGCAGGGCCACUGGCUGUCGAUCAAGCGACGCAACCUGGAGCCGCUGAAGGCGCCGCCGGAUACGGUGCCGCGCCGCGGCCGCUGUUCGAGAAAGAUGCCGGAGGUCCUGAUGGGCCGCGCGACUUGGGCCUGCCUGAUGUGGCGCGAGCUGUUGUGCGCGUUGAACGCCGUGUGCCACCGCGCGCAUCUGGCCUUCGGUGCGCCAGGGCUCGGCGCUGCCGGCGGCGCUGGCGCACUACGCGCCGGUCAUGUGCAUGGGGGCGGCUCAGGCGCUGCCGCGGGCCACGCGGUGCGUGGCGGGCCGGCGCCGGCGGGUGCCCGCGCGGAUGCGGCUGCCACUUCCGCGCCGCUUCCGCGCCGCCCCUCGUUGGCCACUGCGGGGGCGCUGGCGGCCCGGGGGCGGCCGCGCAUGGGCCUGUUCGCGAUGGCGUCGUUCGCGGUCUACUUCCGAUCGCAGGAGGCCUUCCGGCUCGCAGGCCGCCACCUGGUGCCGCGCGUGGCCCACCUCUGCCUGGCGCCGGCACUCCGGGGGCUGCCGCUGCACGACCCCGACCUCCAGCCGCCUGGGGAAACCAAGCUCUGGGACCUGCUGUCGGGCGCCAGGGCCCCGGAGCAGGUGAUGCGGCGGGGCCGUUGGGCCACGCUGGCCCCCCCGCGCCGGCGCGGCAAGGAGACGCGCCUCCCGCGGGGGGCAGCAAAGGUGGAGCCUGACGUGCUGCUGUUCGGGGAGGUCGUGGAGCGCUACUUCCUAGACGUCUUGCGGGGCGACCAGGGGCUGCCGCUGGCGAGCCCGCCGGCGCUGGCCGCGCCGCUGGCGGGCGCGAGGCUGCGCAUGCGGCGGCGGCGUCGCCGAUGCCGCGCGGGCGCUGACAAGCGGCGGAGCUGCAUGUUCCUGGAGCUAUUCGCUGGGCGGGGCCGCAUCUCGCAGCGCAUCCGCGACCUGGGCAACGGUUCCCUGGAUCUGGGUAUCGCGCGUGGGGCUGCCGAGGACCACGUCGGUUCCACCUUCGAGUCUGCGGUCCGAGGCUCGCGGCGUUGCGCGCUCGUCGCCCUCGGCCUCCUCGCCACGGCGUUGGGCGCGCUGGCGCUGACGCUGGGGGCGGCCAGGCGGCGCGGCCAGCUGCGCGGGCUGCCGCGAGGCCCCGCCGCAUUCGAGCUGGGCGCGGGCGGCCCGUCGCAGCUGAACGCAGUGGAGCUGGCGCAGGAUAGAGACCUGAUGGUCGUAAUGAAGUCCGACCCCUACGACUGCGUUGCCGGCUUCAACAACUGGGAGGCCGGCUGGUCGACUUCAAAAAAGGAGUGGUGCUGCAUCAACAAGGGCUUGGGGUGCCAGGGGGACGCCAAGGAGUCUUGGACGGUGUGCGACGGCGACGACAACUGCGGCAGCAAUUCCUUCCUGCAGAAGUGGGACAGGAGCCCCAGGGAGCUGGCGUCGGAGGUGGACGGCGGCCUCGCGAGCGUGCCGGGCAUCCCGCAGCAGGUCUGGGGCCCGGUGGUGGAGCGCUGGCAGCAGAACGCUCCGCACUUCGGCGGCCGCGCCGUGUGGCUGGAGGACAUCGCCGCCUUCGUGAAGCAGCUGCUGGCCGACGACCCCUUCGGCACCGGCGACAGCGUGCCCUACGUCGACUUCUGGGCGCCCGGCGACGGCAAGGUGGUCGCGGUGACCCAAAGGCAGCUGGCGUUCGUGGUGGCGAACGUCAUCAUGGGCAACACGAUCCCGGCCGGCGACGGCCUCUCGGCCGCGGUGCAGCGGUGCGCCGAGGGGCCAGAGCCCCCCGACAUGGUGCUCUCUCUGCUUUCGAUGCUGGCGGUGCUCUCCCAGGAGCUGCGGCCCGGGCAGGCCGGCACGACGCUGGUCGGCACCGCGCCCGCAGUCGGCGACCUGAGCUGGAAGGAUCGGCUCGGCAACCAGACCCUCAAAGAGCCCAGGCUCCAGCUGCAGAUCGGCGACAAGAAGACGGGCGGCCUCGGCGACUUCAUGUCUGGGGGAGUGCCCUUCCAGGCGCUGACCGACAUCGCGGGGAACGUCGUGGGCGGGGGCGCGCAGCUCUGCGCCACCGCCAACAGCCAGGACGAGUCGCUGGUGCAGUUCUACAGCGAGGUGCUGGCGUUUGCCUUCUGGACCAGCGAGGGGCGCAUGCUUCCCGUUCCCUGGACGCUGAUGGGCGCGCGCAGGUAUCUCUCCGAGAUCGGCGGAGAGUCCAGCGCCAGGGAGCCGUUCUUCAACACCUGCGGCAAGAUCCACGAGGAGGACUGGCUCAACCAGGACAUCCCCUCGACUGCCACGUCGGUUAAGCUGGGAGGCAAGAGCGUGCGCGUGAUGGCCAGCACGUUCGUGGCCCUGAAGUCCGUGGCCACGCCCGGUCUCGGCGGGGACUGCAGCGUGGGCGAGGCCAUGAACCACAAUUGCGAGGCGCAGAGGAACCACCUGGACGAGGACGUGUCCAUGUGGUACCAGGCGUACGAGGCCACCAUGUACCCCGCGCCCGUGCGCGACGCCUUCCGCACGCUGGUGCAGCACGUGGGCACGGGACCGUGGGGCGCCGGCGUGUGGUUCGGCGACAGCCAGGUGUACUUCCUCACCGUCUGGCUCGCCACGAGCCUCCUGGGGGGAGCGUCGCUGGACUACUACCUGUACGACCACUUCUGCGAGAAUCCCGCGAACCAGUGCUUCCUGCUUGGAGAGGCGGGGUGCGGGGACUGCAUAUCGACGAGCGCGGUGGACGGCGCACCCAUCGACGCCGGGCGCUGCGGCUCGCAGAGCCUCUGGGGCGUCAUCGACCACUUCAAGGGCAUGCCGGUGCAGGACCUCUACCAGGCCCUGAAAGACGUGGGCGGGCCGCCGACCCAGGUCUUCGACCUGCUGGCCCCCGCCAUGGCCGCCCCUGCCGACGUCCCCAACGACGACGACCUCGCCGCCUCGCGGGGCGCCGCGCCGCCCGCCUGGGGCAGCAGCGCUGGCGCCGCCGCAGCGGAGAGCCCGCGGGAGCUCAUCGUGCACCUGAGCGACUCGGCGGAGCCGAUCGUCGCCACGACUACGGAGCCGGCCGCCGACAAGCCGGCCGCCGACAAGCCGGCCAGCGCCAAGAGGUAUUCCUUCGCGGGCUAUUACGCCGCCGGCGACGUCCGGGGCGCCUGCGCGGAGUCCGCGGUGGCCAUGCCCAAGACCGCGGAGGAGCAGACGGCCCUCGAGGACGCCGUGAGGCGCGCGAUCGAGGCGGGCGACAUGGCGGGCGCGUGGCCGCGGAACACCAUAUGGCUCGGCGGGCGAUGGUCUGGCGACCGCUGGGAGUGGGACGACGGCGAGGAGGCCAGCCGCCUGGACUGGGCGGAGAGCCAGCCCAGCGGCACGGCGGACCAGCAGGAGGAGCCUUACCUCUGCCUCGUGGCGGACGGCAGGGUGCACGACUCCAGCGCUGGCAGCCCCCUGUAUAAGUUCGGCGUGAUGUGCCAGGAGUCGGCCGGCGAGGAGGCCUCGGAGGGGCCGGGACCGCUUCUGAAGGUGGACUUCUUCCCCGUCCCCCCCGUCGACGACGGCUUCGAGGCCGCCUGCCUGGGCGGCAACGGCCUCGACGACGGGUGGGAGUACGUCUUCAACGCGGGCCGCGGCACGCGCGGGGCGGCCUGCGGCGAGGCGGCAGACUACUGGUGCUGCAAGCGACGGGCUCCCGCGGGUCGUACCAGCUCGACGUCGGCUGCCGCGGACUUCUGGCAGCAGAUUCUCACGAGGUGA
This is a messenger RNA of Prorocentrum cordatum, 5136 nucleotides long. Lineage: Eukaryota; Dinophyceae; Prorocentrales; Prorocentraceae. The record is from the annotation of a GenBank genome assembly.